GCUGUAAUUGUUUUGCUAAAAUUUCUGGAGUUUGGUUUUCACGCAAAUUUUUUUCGGCAUAAUGGAAUAAAUUCACUAAGUUAUUGUAGAAACUUAAGCCCAAUGCUUCGUCUAUCCUGUCUCGUGCUGCCCAAGGAAGUGGCUUGCAGGCGUAAUUUUGCUAAUCAACCAAAAUCAAACAAAGUGGAAACUCAUUAUGAUGUGCUCAACGUCCGUAGCGACUGCAGCACCCGGGACAUACGUAACGCCUUUGUCAAGCUCUCUAAACAGUACCAUCCAGACAUGAAAAGUAAUGUCGCUAAUUCAGCAAAUUUCGUUAAAAUCUCGGAAGCCUACCACAUUUUAGUGAAGCCGCAAACGCGCAAAGAAUAUGACCGUAAUUUGAGUUGGGUUGCGACAAAUGACCGUGUCGAACAGGAUAGCGCGCCAUGGGAAGUGAGACCCAAUUAUACUACAAACCCUGGUCCUUAUUAUGGUAUAAAAGGCUUGAAUCGCGUCUCAAAUUUGAAAGUGGCUUUAUUUUUAUUGGCUGUUGGUAUUUUUGGCGCCAUUUUUGGAUUUGGUUCGGUCAGGCACUCAUUCGAGCUAAAUCGUCAAAUUCAGGACGAAAUGUCGGCUGAAGCAAUCUCCCACCAUGCCGCUGUUGUGGCUGACGCUCAAAAAUAUGGCAAUGAAGAGCAGGUGCGUCGUAUGGUGGAACGCUUAUCCAAGGAUCCCUACAAUCAAGCAAUUUCCAAGUAGUUAUAUAUAUUUUUUCUCAUUUUUGCGUAGUUUCAUUUGUGCUGACGAAACCAAAAGUAAAUAUUAAAGAUGUAGAUAUUUUUGGUAUAAACUA
Scaptodrosophila lebanonensis is the source of this 835-nucleotide messenger RNA. RefSeq names its product dnaJ-like protein 60. The transcript has 4 exons. Lineage: Eukaryota; Metazoa; Arthropoda; Insecta; Diptera; Drosophilidae. The coding region runs from base 103 to 741 and encodes 212 amino acids. The record is from RefSeq and is a predicted model, not a curated record.